Messenger RNA from Truncatella angustata, 786 nucleotides. RefSeq lists its product as uncharacterized. The record is from RefSeq and is a predicted model, not a curated record. NCBI's taxonomy places the organism in Eukaryota, Fungi, Ascomycota, Sordariomycetes, Amphisphaeriales, Sporocadaceae. The transcript has a single exon. The coding region runs from base 1 to 786 and encodes 261 amino acids.
AUGUCUGCUCAGGAUGAUACAAAUAGCCACUUGGCUCGCAUCACCGGUGCGCCCAUCAACAUUCCGGAUGCAGAUGAUAUCAGCGGCGGCUUGCCUGAUAUUCUUGACUUGACUUCUGACCAGUACCUCAGUCCCGUCAUGGAUGUCUUGCGUGGAAUUGAUGUGUCACAGCACAUGAGCAAUUGCAUACGCAACGCUAUUCCUGUCAUUGUGAGACAAGGACGAAGCGACACUCAGAUCAAGGAGUCUGAAAGCUUGAACCCAGGCACUACGUCGAAUGGACCACAUCAUGUCGAGCGAGAACAACCUAAGAUCCCAGGCGAACGACUCCUUGAAGCUCUUGCAUAUCGCGCUCAAUUCGACGAGCUUGCCGUCGGAGCCCAUGAUGCAACGAUUGGUCAGCUUGCACCAAUUCGAUAUGAACUUGCCAACACUAUGUCGGAAAUCGAAUCCAAGAUUACUUAUCUUGAGCGCCGUAUCUCAAGCAUCACUGACAUCACCAACGAGUCGGAGAACGCGAUGACCAUGAACACAGGCUCUGUAUCUGCUGGCAAAAAUACUGGCCAACUCGUGGACAUGAUCAAUGCUCUGAAUCCUACCACCGAGUUGGAGCGUGCUAAGGAGCUUUACAGAGAGCGAGCCAAGCUUGUCACCAAGGCCCUGAGAACUAUGGACCACAUCGAGGUUCUUUCCGAUCAUCUCGUCACGGUCAUGGGCCCCAUGAUGGACGCCAACUUUGACGAAAUCAGUGAUAUAGGCUAUACUCGGAUCAAUACUGACUGCUAG